AUGAAACAUUAUCCAUUAUUGAAGCAACACGCGUUGAUUUUCUGCUGCGUAACUCCGCUCUGUCCCCCCUCCGCGCAUGUGGAACAGUCCGUUGAUAAAUGAUCACAUGAUCCAAGAUGGCGGGCAUCAAAGUUUGAUCGGGUUGGCCUUCUUUGGUGCUAUCGGGAUGACGUUUGUUGUCUUGGCUUGUGCACUUCCGCAGUUCAACCUGUGGUGGCCAUUCUUCGUGGUGAUGUUCUACAUCUUGGCGCCGAUCCCGUGGUGCAUCUCCCGACGGUACAUGGAGGAGAUGUCUGACUCCGCCAGCUCAGCCUGCCAGGAGCUCAGCAUCUUCCUGACCACAGGGAUCGUGGUGUCAGCCUUUGGGCUGCCCAUCGUACUCGCAAGAGCAGGAGUAAUACAAGGUGCAGCAUGCGGUCUAACGGUAGCGGGCAACGUUGUCGUGUUCAUCACCAUCUUGGCGUACUUUAUCGUCUUCUCAAGAGAAGACGACUUCGCUUUCUCCGGCUUCUAAGUCAUGAAAAUGCCUCCAGACCCCACCGCUCAUUCAACAACCCCACGGCAAACACAACGGAGCUUCACACCCCCAUUUAUGGAUGGUACAUCCAUAAACCUUUCAUGUAAAUGCCUGUUGUGGACUAGUCCAUUCAUAUGAUGGGUAAAAUCAAGCAGUGGUCAGCAAAAUGAAGAGAUAAACUUUUUGUUGGUAAACAAUGGAAAGCCUUGACAAUUCUUUCCAGUAGAUCUUCAUCUACCCAUGUUUUUUACCUCUCCCAGGAUAUAACAAAAACAUUGCCCAGACUUCCACUCUUUACAAAAUUAAGCUGAAGAAAUGAAGUGAUUUUUUGGAGGCUCCAACUAUCACAUAUAGAGACAGAGCACUUGUUGAUCAUUUAGAUGUAUUGUUUAUUAUUGCAAUGGUGUGAUUGAGUUGUAGAAAUCAUGUGUAUUCCGCAUAUUUUGUGUUCACAAAAGUGGUGGGAAAAUUCAGUUUGUUUGAUUAUAUAUAUACUAUUUGUAGGAUAAAUACAUAUGGCAUUUUUCAGGCAGUAACAAUGUUGACUGAAUUGAGCGUAGUCCUAACUACAUUAGAGUAAAUCAACCUUGUCUGUAAAAACUUUGAAUGUGUGUUAUAACAAUAGCUGUACAGAUAUACUCUAUUCCAUCAUAUGGUAAAAGAUACAUUUUGUACCUACAUGUUGUGUCUGUAACUGUUUAAAGCCCUUCUCACUGUUUAGUAAGGCCGCACUGAAUUAAUUUUAUGGAUGCCAUCUGCGUGUGCAUCACUUUUGACAGUUCUAAAAAUAAAAAAUAAAUCUUUGGCCACAAUUUUGUGACCCCAAAGCAUCCCAGGUCAGUCAGAAUUUUACAAGAAUGGCAAUAAAGACAUUAUUGAAAUGG
Molecule: messenger RNA, 1401 nt
Organism: Branchiostoma floridae (Florida lancelet)
Lineage: Eukaryota; Metazoa; Chordata; Leptocardii; Amphioxiformes; Branchiostomatidae
Product: leptin receptor overlapping transcript-like 1
Exons: 4
Coding region: 77-514 (145 amino acids)
Biological process (GO): late endosome to vacuole transport via multivesicular body sorting pathway
Cellular component (GO): endosome
Source: RefSeq, a predicted model, not a curated record